Messenger RNA from Moneuplotes crassus, 1676 nucleotides. The record is from the annotation of a GenBank genome assembly. NCBI's taxonomy places the organism in Eukaryota, Ciliophora, Spirotrichea, Euplotida, Euplotidae.
AAUAAAUAUGGACAAAAGACGCGGACCUAUUAUGGUCCCUCGUGAGAGCCCUCAUUAUCAUAGAAUGAGGUACUACUCUGCAAUAAGGAAAGGACUAAAGCAUAUGAGUCAGUCUACAACAUAUCUAGAUGUCCCCACUCAUGUUAUUGAUGACAAUGCAUUUAUUAUCUUCCAAACUGGAAGAGAAGAUCCUCAUGAUAGGAAACAUUCCUCUUUAUCAACAAUCUUUAGUAUUUGGAAUACAAUGGUCGGAUCAGGGCUUUUUACAAUUCCUUGGGCAUUUUCUAACUCAGGUAUUGUGCUUGGUUUGAUUAUUUCAUUCAUCACUUUUGCUAUUUCGUAUUAUACCUGAAGUAUCUACGUCAGGCUGGCUCGCAACGACUCAGAUUUCGCAGAUACGAUGUAUAAAUACUUUGGAAAGAAGGGAUGGGUUGUGACAAUGAUUUUCUCAAUUCUGCUCAUGUUCUCUGUUAUCGUAAUCUACUAUGAACUUAUGUCACAAGCUCUAUUUCCAGUCAUCGCAGCACUUAUUGAAUGGGGAGGAGCAAGCGAGGUUAGCUUGGAUAUGGGAUUAGAUUUGUCAAGAUUCUCAUUAUUCUACACCUGAAUUGCUUUGACCCUAAUACUCUACCCUGUUGUGAGCAAGAGAGAUAUCUCAAUGUUCAUCAGGCUAAACUCCUUCGGCAUAAUUUUUGUGUGAUUCAUAUUAAUCUAUAUUCUUGCUUAUGGAUUUUAUUCCUUGUCAAAUACAACAUUUGAGAUAUCUAAUGAAGAAAGUGAUUUAGAAGGCACUACAAGAAACAUUUCUCUCUUCAGGAAUAAAUUUAAUAACCUCGCAGGAAUGAUGACUCUAGGAUAUUACAUACAUAAUGUCUGUAUCUCCAUUGUCAAAGAGAAUAAGCACCCAGAGAAUAACACCAGAGAUGUGUUCAUCGGAUAUUUCCUAGUGUUUCUCAGCUAUAGCCUUGUUGGCUCACUUGGCUACCUCGGGUUUUCUGGGUACACUUUUAAGGCAAAUAUCAGAGAGACUGAGAAUUUACUGUACAUGUUCUCAGCCACAGAUAUGUUAGCCUUUGUGAUAAGAAUUAUCUGAUUUUGACAAAUGUUUUCGGUUUAUCCAAUGCUGUUCUGUGUGAUCAGAAAUCAAUUUGGAACAAUAUUUUAUCAAGGAAGAGAAUUAAGCAAUGAUAUUUACUUAGCUUUUAAUGCAACACUUCUAAUCGUAGCUACUAUUAUAGGAGCAACUUUCCCAAAAGUUGGAUCUAUCCUUGGAUAUGUCGGAGGAUUCAUUGGAUUAGGGUUGAUCUAUAUAAUUCCUAUUUCUCUAUUUCUUAAGCGCUACAAGUUGCAAAUAGAGGAUCCAAACUUAGUGGAGGCUCUUGAUAAUAACACAGUGCGUUCAGUUAAGAGAAAGAAUCCUGAAUUUUCACCAAAACUUGUUAUUGAAGAAUCCUCUACAAGUUCACCUGGUAAACAAGAUAUUGUGAAUCAAACCUCAGACAUGACGUUACAAGAGUCUCUUUUACAGAAUGGAAGUUACAAGACUUACAAAAAGAGUUUCCUAAAAUUCUACUUACUCUGAGUGAUCCAUGCCUUCAUCGUCCUUAUAGGAAUCAUUAUUUUAGCACUCCAGUUCCUCAGCUUCGAGGAAUGGUAAACUUAAAACAUUUCAGCAA